Messenger RNA from Pangasianodon hypophthalmus (striped catfish), 1839 nucleotides. Its product is annotated as antigen WC1.1-like. The transcript is spliced from 11 exons. Gene Ontology annotation, cellular component: membrane. Lineage: Eukaryota; Metazoa; Chordata; Actinopteri; Siluriformes; Pangasiidae. Bases 1 to 1029 code for a protein of 342 amino acids. The record is from RefSeq and is a predicted model, not a curated record.
AUGGUUUUAAUAGAUGAUGAGCACUGGCCUCUCAGGCUGAGUGGAGGAAAGGGAAGCCGCUCUGGGAGGUUGGAGGUGUAUCAUAACGCUACGUGGGGCUCUGUUUGUGAUGAUCAGUGGAACAUCAAGAACGCUCAGGUGGUGUGCAGACAGCUGGGCUGUGGGUCGGCGCUGAGUGCUGAUAGGAAUGUUCCGUUCGGUGCUGGAGAAGGGACUAUCUGGCUGAACAGAGUGAAGUGUCGAGGGGAUGAGAUUCACCUGUGGGACUGUCAUCAUUCCCUGAAGAAACACACUGACUGCUCUCAUGCUGGAACUAUAUCCACCUCAACAACCACCUCCACCACCAAAACAGUAAGAGCCGCUUCAAAUCCUACAUCACCUGGAGCUCCAUCCACCCCUCCACUGGUUCUCGUUGUGUUGGGAACGCUGCUCUUCCUGGCCUUAGUGCUUCUGCUGGUACUGUUUUACCAGACCAGAGUGCUCAGGAGAGUUGUCUCUAAGAGGAGGCGUAAGACUCAGCCUGAGGCAGUCUAUGAAGAUAUCAACCACAGAUACAUCACUAGAAGAAGCACGAGCUCCAGUCAAAGAGGAAGUCUCCUCUCUGAAGAACAGCAUUCUGGGUAUGAGCAGGUGGAUGAUGAGCUUCUCUCAGGUGAUACAGGAAGAGUUGACCCACCAGAGGACUACGAUGAUGCCGUCACUGCUGGACCGAUCCCUGAUAACGUGGAUGAGGAUGAAGCAGAGAAUUAUGAUGACGCCAUUACAGCUGAUCAGAAGUCAGUUAUACUGACAGAGGACGUGUCCGAGAACUAUGAUGAUGCAGUUACCAUGGAAACAAACCCAAACAUCAUCACAGUAGACAGUCCAGAAGAUUAUGAUGAUGUCAUCACUGAGGAACAGGAUGUAGGAGAGACAGAAGAAUAUGAUGAUGUGGAGGAGAAAUCUCAGAAAGACAGGGACCAUGUGACUGAGACACGCCACCAAAGGCCUUUUCUCAGGAAAAUACACUUUUUUAAAUGCAAAAAAUGAUUUUAUUAUACUUCCAAAAAUUUCAUGUUUUCUGAACUGUGUUCAUUUUCCCCUUAGUUAUUAGCAAAUAGAGUAGGGAGAGUUAAAUCACCUUUCAUAUUACCUAAUGCAAUGUCUCCAGCUUUUCUUUUACAACACUUUUUAUUUCUUAAAUCAUCACCUGUUUAUUAAUUUUUAAAAAAAGACACAAUUACCUUUAUGUUCAAUGCUAUUCUUUUAUCUAUAAACCAUAGUUGAACUGGAUUAGAGAAUUCUGUUCUGCCCAUUAUCUGCUCAUGGUGUAUAGCCGCCACCUAGUGGCCAUUUUCAAUAUUGCAGUUUUGUUAUUCUUCCGUACGCUGUGUUGAUUUAGUUUGGUAACAGUCAACGUGCAGCAUCGGCUUCAAUUCAGCUCACAAACAGUCGUUGCCUUGGAGAAAGAUAUGCCUGUAAGUUUGCUGACUAUUUGUAAGCGAUCUAUAAGAGUGUUAUGUGGUAGCUUGCUAUAUUGCAUUUUUUAUUGUUGUAAUUUUUAGGUAGCUGGCUAUGUUGCAAGCCAGAUAUAGUAUAUGCAAUUAUCAUAAAUAAAUAUAUACAGGUUUUAUUAAGUAUUCUUAGAUUUUCAUUUUAAAUUCUCAGGUUUCAUUCAGGAUUCUCAGGUUUGUUUCCUUAUUCUCAGGAAUUUGUUUUAUUUUCUAAGGUUUCAUUCAAUAUUCUCAGAUUUUUGUUUUAUAAUCUCAGGUUUAAUUCAAUAUUUUCACUUUUUAAAAGAGUGAUGGCCAGUUAAUUUUAAUAUUACAUCUUAAUAAACAAUAUACAAGCAAAUGUGAC